AGCUUAAUCGCAUUCGUCCCCAGAGCCAUGGAAAGGCGUUAACUCAAGAAGAUUGCAAAAGAACAGUAUUUGGAUUUUAUUACAAACCAACACCAAACUACAAUACUGAACAUAAACAUCUCAGAUGUCAAUAAUUAGGUGAAGCACAUUUCAUCGGAAAAAAAAAAGUGUAUAUAUUAAAAAUAAAUAUAUAACAAAAAAGGUAAAUUGAAAAGAGCAUUGAAGAAGGCCAAAUUCUGUAUAAUCGAGAAAACGGUAAAAGGAACAUUGGAAUAUUGGGAAAUUUAGUCUUUUGACUGUGUUUGGUCUUCUGUAUUGUUUGUGUAUCUCGAAUAUAACAGACCCCGCUCUGACUUGUCAUUCUACGGAUUUAAUCUCUGCAGUGAUCGAUCAAGCGAUCAGAUUAAGAUAAGAUAGCCGAUUGUAUUAAAUCUAUGAUGAACAGUCAGAAAUUUAAGAUGAACUGGUGAAGUAUUUACAUCUCAAAAAUUGCAUCGACAACGACAAUAACAGCAAUAUCAACAACAACAACAUUAAUCAUAACAAGAUCAUCAGUAAUAGUAGAGAUACGAAGAUAACAAGAACCACGAAAAGCAAAAGUGGAAGGCAAAAAAAAAGGACAUCUAUUAAAACACAAGAAUAACACCUUCGAUUUCAUCACCAUCAGCAGCAGCAACAACAGUAGUAUUUUCCAUCAUCAGCAACAGCAACAACAUAAUUUGAUUGCUAUCGAUUAUAACGACGAACAAGAAAAAAUAUUACAAGAAAAAUAACGAACAAUUAUAAGAACAAAAACAACUACUGGACUGCUUCUUUUCUCCUACAUAAUAAGAAGGGGAGAAAAAGAAAAACGAUAUUGGACGCGAGGGUGUAUGAAAGGAGUGAUACAACACAAAAAUUAGUUAAAUAUGCACAGCGUGUCACUUGCAAUCAUGGCUAAGCUUCCUUUCCCGUCUAUUGAGAAGAGUAACAGCUACGACGGGAGGAGACAACACCAACACUACCACCAUCCACACAGUAUCACUGUAGACGACAAACAAGACAUGAUGGGUCUGCAACAGAUCCACGAGAACUGCGAUUCGUUCAUGAAAACGACGGUGCCAAGCAAAGCACCAAGCCGCGCUAGCAACCGCAAUGCAAACCAAGAAAAUAUGAUCUUGUCGAGAGAAGAACGCCGCCGCAAGAGACGGGCAACACAAAAAUACCGUACGGCUCAUGCUACCCGGGAACGGAUACGAGUGGAAGCUUUCAAUGUGGCUUUUGCCGAGCUCCGCAAGUUGCUACCCACACUGCCACCGGAUAAAAAACUUUCCAAAAUUGAAAUACUCCGGUUAGCUAUUUGUUAUAUAUCGUAUUUGAAUCACGUCUUAGAACUGAGUUGAAGAAUACGGGUUCAAUGCAACAAUUUGGUCGUUGUAAAAGGUUCGUGGUUGUGGUACCACUGAAUUCUGACAGAACCUGACGGAAUACUUUUCCCUUCUAAAACCAAAAAUAAACAGGAAUGUUUUUUAAACAACCUGGAUGCAACAUCGCAAAGGUUUCUUUCCAGAUGCUCUCUGUCACUCAUGUUUUUAUGGAACAAAAAUUAGCAAAAGAUUUUUUUUAUGUUAUCAAUUUUAAACACAUUUUUUUAAAAGUUAUUAUUCUCGCCAUUUUGUAUAGGAAACCGAAAUUACUGAUUUGUUCCGUCUUAAUUGCCAAUCACAGUAUUAACAACCAAAGCCGGUGUGGUCGAUACUGAAGUCACUUUGAUCCAUUGAUCGAUAACAUUAUCUAUCUAUGAUAUUAUUCAGUACUUUACACUCUUGGACAUUCAUGAUGCGACUGGAUGAUUAAAAAAAAAGUCAUUACUUUCUGCACGGCUCUAAAACAGAGACGGCAUAAACUUUACAAAAUAUUACUGCAACUAAUGAAUACAUACAGACUCACCCACAGUAUUACAUUAAACAGGGUGAACUUCUUCACUUUUGCAAGUGCUAUCCGUCAACGACUGAUAGGCCCCACUGAUUUCAAGUUGUAUAAAGUUGACAUGGAAGGAGAGUAAAUGAACUAGUUACUACUGCAAACUGAACAAGAGCUACAUUUCCCAAAACCGUGGCGCUCAUUACUGCAUAUUCAAAUAUAUAAGUAAGUCGCUCUCUCCA
Messenger RNA from Octopus sinensis (East Asian common octopus), 2144 nucleotides. RefSeq names its product heart- and neural crest derivatives-expressed protein 1-like. Lineage: Eukaryota; Metazoa; Mollusca; Cephalopoda; Octopoda; Octopodidae. The record is from RefSeq and is a predicted model, not a curated record. The transcript has a single exon. The coding region runs from base 909 to 1382 and encodes 157 amino acids. Gene Ontology annotation, molecular function: RNA polymerase II cis-regulatory region sequence-specific DNA binding; DNA-binding transcription factor activity, RNA polymerase II-specific; protein dimerization activity. Gene Ontology annotation, biological process: regulation of transcription by RNA polymerase II.